GUGACAGCUGGGCUCCUCCAGUCUCUGCUAAGAAGCUUCAUCCCCAAAUAGGAUGACCGUCGGCGGCUGCGCGCACCUCCGGGACUCCUGUUUCUUAUGUGGGACUUUUAUUUAAUUUUUUUUUUCAUUUUUUUCCUCUACAGCAGUCUAGUCUGUGUUUGUUCUAUCGCCUAGUGUGGAUUUCGUCAUGGAUAUUACGAUUUAAGCGCGACAUGUAAAGGCAAAAAAAAAAAAAACGAGGAAAAAGUAGCGCUCGUAUUGUUGUGAACUGCGUAAACAAUCACGUUUUGUGGAUUACUAAGUAAACAAGAGCCGCCUCGUUUACUGGAAGAUUUGCCCAUUCAUGAGCUGAAGGUAAGACUUAGUCCGCUUGCAUGGAGUGAACCACCGGAUCCGGCAGAUGAAGCUGUGGUGAAAAGAACAAAACAUGCAUGACUGCAACCUGCAGAGCCACGAGAGGUGUUUAUCCGUCCACUGUGGUUGAAUGAGGGUGAGGUACAUCUGCAGCAGAGGACCAGCAGCGGCAGUAGAGUGGUGCGACCAUGAGGUCAGAGGCCUUCUUCCUCUACUUCUCGCUACUGCACAUAGCUGGGGCGGGCUUCCCCGAAGACAGCGAGCCAAUCAGUAUCUCGCACGGCAACUACACCAAGCAGUACCCAGCCUUUGUGGGCCACAAACCCGGCAGAAACAACACACAACGACAUAAACUGGACAUCCAACUCAUCAUGAUCAUGAACAAGACCUUAUUCAUCGCUGCCAGGGAUCACAUAUACACAGUGGACACGGACACCGCCACUGGUGACGAGAUCUUUUUCAGUAAGAAAAUGACGUGGAAGUCCAGGCAAGCAGAUGUGGAUACAUGCCGGAUGAAAGGAAAGCACAAGGACGAGUGUCACAAUUUCAUCAAAGUACUCCUGCAGCAAAACGAUGACACCUUGUUUGUGUGCGGGACAAACGCUUUCAACCCCUCCUGUCGAACAUACAUGAUGGACACCUUGGAAGCUCUCGGAGAGGAGAUAAGCGGGAUGGCCCGGUGCCCUUAUGACGCCAAGCAUGCUAACGUAGCUCUCUUUGCUGAUGGUAAGCUGUACUCGGCCACGGUCACUGACUUUCUGGCCAUUGAUGCGGUCAUCUAUCGUAGCCUUGGAGACAGCCCGACUCUGCGCACUGUUAAACAUGACUCCAAGUGGCUAAAAGAGCCCUACUUUGUCCAAGCAGUCAAUUACGGAGACUUUAUCUAUUUCUUCUUCAGGGAGAUUGCUAUGGAGUACAACACAAUGGGAAAGGUGGUGUUUCCUCGGGUGGCGAGGGUUUGUAAGAACGACCGAGGUGGCUCACCUCGUGUCCUGGAGAAGCAAUGGACGUCGUUCCUCAAGUCCCGACUGAACUGCUCCAUACCAGGCGACUCGCACUUUUAUUUUAACAUCCUGCAGGCUGUGACGGACGUCAUUCACGUCAACGGGAAGGACGUUGUGAUGGCGACCUUCUCCACUCCGUACAACAGCAUUCCAGGCUCUGCGGUGUGCGCCUAUGACAUGGCAGAGGUGGCCAACACGUUCACAGGGCGAUUCAAAGAGCAAAAAUCCCCCGACUCCACCUGGACUCCUUUUCCUGAGGAGAGGGUUCCCAAGCCAAGGCCUGGCAACUGCGCAGGUUCUCCAUCCAUGGAGAGGUACAAGGUGUCCAAUGAGUUUCCCGAUGACACGCUCAACUUCAUCAAGAUGCAUCCCCUGAUGGAUGAGGCGGUGCCCUCUAUCGCCAACCGACCCUGGUUCCUCAAAACCAUGGUUCGCUAUCGCCUGACGCGCAUUGUGGUGGAUAGCAAGGCUGGACCCCAUAAGAACCACACUGUGGUCUUCCUGGGAUCUGAGAAAGGCAUCAUCCUCAAGUUCCUCGCGAAAAUGAACAACGGUUUCCUCAACGACAGUUUGUUCUUGGAGGAGCUCAACGUCUACAAUCCUGACAAGUGCAGUAUAGACGGAGUCGAGGACAAGCGCAUCGCCAGCAUCCAGAUUGAUGCCAGGGGUCACGCCUUGUGGGUUGCGUUCACCUCCUGUGUGGUUAAAGUACCGCUGUCUCGCUGCGAAAGGCAUGGGAGAUGCAAGAAGUCCUGUAUCGCCUCUAGGGACCCUUACUGUGGUUGGGUGUCAGAAGGAGCCUGCAGACAAGUGGUUGACACUAAAUCGGCCUUUGAGCAGGACGUGGAGCAUGGAAACACAGAUGGCCUGGGAGACUGCCAAAAUACCUUUGUGGCACUGAAUGACGUUCCUUCCAGUUAUAAAGGCCGCCGUCACCACCACCAUCACCACCCCACCCUCUCACUCCCCACCCUGGCCAUACCCGAGGCCGCCGAGGGCCCCCUUGGGCGGGGCCGCAUGGUGGAGCGCAAGGACUUCCCCAUGAGCUCAGACAAAGGGGAGGACCCCUACAUGGCCGUACCCUCUCAGACUCUGCCCGAAGUUGAUGGUGUGAUCCGUGAGAGCUACCAGAAAGCCCGUGACCAGCUGGUUCCCGUCACUCUCCUGGCCAUCGCCGUCAUCCUCGCCUUCGCCAUGGGCGCCAUCUUUUCCGGCAUCAUUGUCUACUGCGUCUGCGACCACCGGCGCCGAGACCUGGAUCUGCCAGGCCGCAAGGACAAGGACAACCACCACCUGCGCCGCGGCUCCAUGAACAGCGUGACCAAGCUCACGGGCCUGUUUGAGACCCAGGCCAAAGACGGCCGCCCCGAGGCCAUCCUCUCGCCUCUGAUGCACAACGGCAGGCUGACCCCCAAUGGCAAGAUGCUCAUCAAAGCCGACCAGCACCACCUGGACCUUUCCGCUCUGCCCACGCCAGAGUCCACCCCCAUACAGCCUCGCCGCAAGCCCAGCCGGGGAAGCCGGGAGUGGGAGCGCGCGCAGAACCUCAUCAACGCCUGCACCAAGGACAUGGCUCCGAUGGGCUCCGCCGUCAUCUCAGACCUGCCCCUUCGGGCGUCGCCGGGCCACAUCCCCAGCGUGGUGGUGCUGCCGCUCCCGCAGCAUCAGCACCAGCUCCCGCCUCACCUGCACCAGCACGAGUACGUGGAGCAGCCUCACCCCGGCGACCUCGCCUUGAGCCUCAUGGACGACCAGGCCGCCACUUUGGAGUACAAGACGGUCAAGAACCCCCACCACAACCUGGUGGAUCCCUCCGGGCCGCUGCCGCCCCGUGUGCCCCAGCGGGAGGCCUCCCUCGCCGUGCCGCCCGCAGUCCCGCAGAUGGGCAAGCGCCUGGAGGUCCACUCGUCCGUCUACGGGCUCCGGAAAGGGUCCUCCGCCUCGGGCUCGUCCGGCCUGAAGAAGCACAACACCAACUCGUCCAACUCCUCCCAUUUGGCGAGGCAUCAGAGCUUCAACCGCAUGGAGACGCCGCCCCCUGCCCCCCAGAGGGUGGACUCCAUACAAAUGACGGCGCAGGGGAUGUCUAUUUCCCGGCAGCCCGGGAUGAGCUCCUACGCUUCGCUGCCUCGAGGCGGCCUCAAGCACCUCAAGCCCGACGUUCCUCCCAAACCGUCCGCAGUGUCGCUGUCCACAAAGGUCAAGUCCAGUGACUCGUGCACAUAGUCUGCCUACUUUGACCACCUUUCCGUUCUCCUCUGUGUUCAAUUCAGUUUUUUUUUUUAGGAAUACACUUUCUUUUAUACCAACAUGUAAAUACGGCGGGGGAACUCGUGCUACUGUAGCAUCGAGACGGCGGCUCUCUUGUACGCGUGGGCGACGGUCUGGUUUUUGUUUUUUGGAGGCGGUGUACAGUACGGACUCUAAGAGCUCGGACUGACAAAAAAAAAAAAAAAAAAAAGACGAAGCCUGUGGGAAUACUGUGAAAAGCCUCCAAGUGUUACCGCAAUCAAGUCCCGCCCGCCUCGACGGGCCUGGAUCAGAAGAACAGGAAAAGACUUGACUGUUCCUACUAAUAGCUCCUCGUAUUUAUUUUUUAUCAAGUGCUUUUUGAAGAGAAGACUUUUUAGGCGGGGGCAAGAGAGAUCUUUUUAAUAUGAAUUAAUCAAGUGGGAUUAAAAAAAAAAAAAAAAACAUAUUUAAAGUCAUUAAACUGGAGCCACUAGAUUUUUUUUUUUUAAUGACACAAAGCGAGGAGAAAGGAGGAGAUAUUUAUUUACAGUGUGCCGAAAAUAACCUUUUUUUUGCUUCUCCAGUCAAAUCAGCACUGUGGGUUUUCUGCGUGUGUGUGUGAGAGUCAGUUACGUCGCCUCCAUCACUGGGGAGGAACUUUAAAAAAAAAAAAAAUGAACAAAAACAUGUGUUCCCCCUCCCCUCAUGUAAAUUUGUGCCUUACACCUGAAAGUAGUGACCAUGUUUUCUUCGAUAGCUGUUAACUUGUAGGUUGUUUUUUUUUUUUUCUUACGUCACGAUGUGUCCCUCAUUUGAUAAAAAAAAAUAAUGAAGAAUGUAGGUGUUAUUGUUGUAAUUCUGUUGCCCUACACACGCACGCACGCACACACACACACACACACACAAUGUUUAUGUUAGUGGUUCUCUAAUCUCUGUGCCAUGACUGAGCUUGUUGUUGCGUGUCGCCAUCUUGUCUUUUAUACAAUUUAAUAUGUUUAUUUGUACUUUUUUUGUUCGCUGUCAUGAAGGUGGAACGAUUACCGUAGCGUUAACCUGCAGGAAGUGACAUGUGCAGCAUCGACAGGCUGGUUCCUGUGCAAAGAUUAACAAAUAAUAAUGAGCCCCCCUUUUUUUUUGUAAUAGCAACUUUGUAGAUGUUUAAUGGCCUACUGAAAUGAGAUUUUCUUAUUUAGGACUCUCGCUGCUGUGUCUUGGAUCCUCUUUGGACUGGACUCUCGCGACUGUGUUGUAUCCAUUGUGGAUUGAACUUUCACAGUAUCAUGUUAGACCCGCUCGACAUCCAUUGCUUUCCUCCUCUCUAAGGUUCUCAUAGUCAUCAUUGUCACCGACGUCCCACUGGGUCAUUAUUGUCACCAAUGUCCCACUGGGUGUGAGUUUUCCUACCGAGGAUGUCGUGGUGGUUUGUGCAGCCCUUUGAGACACUAGUGAUUUAGGGCUAUAUAAGUAAACAUUGAUUGAUUGAUUGAUUGAUUGAUUUAAACGGGGAUAGCAGGUCAAUUCAAUGUGUCAUACUUGAUCAUUUCGCGAUAUUGCCAUAUUUUUGCUGAAAGGAUUUAGUAGAGAACAUCCAAGAUAAAGUUCACAACUUUUGGUCGCUCGUAAAAAAGCCUUGUCUUUACCAGAGGUAGCAGACGAUGUGCGCGUGACGUCACCGGUUGUAGAGCUCCUCACAUCCUCACAUUGUUUACAAUCAUGGCCACCAGCAGCUAGAGCGAUUCGGACCGAAAAAAGCGACUAUUUCCCCAUUAAUUUGAGCGAGGAUGAAAGAUUUGUGGAUGAGGAUAGUUACAAUGAAGGGCUAGAAAAAAGAAAAAAAAGGCGAGGGCAGUGGGAGCGAUUCAGAUGUUAUUACACACAUUUACUAGGAUAAUUCUGGACAAUCUGCUUAUUGUGUUACUAGUGUUUUAGUCAGAUUAUAUGGUACCUGAAAGUCGGAGGGGUGUGGCCACGGGUGUGGUGACCCCCAGUGUCUCCUCCCUGGUGGGAGGAGGUAAUAGUCCGCAGUUGUAGGAGGAAGCAAGCUCCGCUCAUGUCUACGGUAAGAGCCGAUUUAUCACACGUCUUCAUUCCGUGACGUUUUCAACAGGAUACUUUGCGGGAAAUUUAAAAUUGCAAUUUGGUAAACUAAACCGGCCGUAUUGGCAUGUGUUGCAAUGUUAAUAUUUCAUCAUUGAUAUAUAAACUAUCAGACUGCAUGGUCGGUAGUAGUGGGUUUCAGUAGGCCUUUAAAAGUCAUUAACAAAUCAGCCUUUUUUUUUUUUUUGCUUAAAUGAAUCAAUCACAGCCCCCAACUUUAAAUCAACAAAGCACUCCUUUAAUCUUUUUUUUGUUGAUAAAUUAACAUUUUUUGGAGUAGGUGGGGGUUAUCAAGGAGGAAAGCCAAACUGUCUCAAACCACAGUUCAUUCAAGGGUAAUGCUGCAUUCAGGACUACUGGGAAAUUAGAUCUCAUCGCACGUACAAAGCUCUUGAACAUAAAAACAUGGCUGACAAUUUUUGAACAAAUUAUCCGACUUCUAUUGUUGCUGCCUCAAUUGUUGUAUAACAUAGACAAACAUGUACCUGGAAUAACUAAUAAUACAGUUUAUUCACUUUUUUACAGUGUCUGAAUUUCCCCAGUGUUCUUGAAAGCAGCAUAGCAGACAUAGCGAAACUCUCUGAACCUAUUUUAGUGUUCAAUACUAGAAAAUCUGUAGUUGUUCACAUUGAGUUCAAUCUGGUUUCUAUUGGGUGUGACUGUGAAAGGCUGCUGUGACCAAUGAGCUUCUUUGGUGUGUGCCUUUUUUGUCUCCCUCCCAACGACACGCGACCAGACGACCCCCAACGACGACGACGGCGGCGGCGACGACGUGACCUUUUUAAAACCUUUGUUAGCUUGUAAAAUAUUUGUGACGUCACCAAAACUUUUUUGCCCUGUUCUCACCACUUCCUUAACGUCUCUGAUUCACAGCUUAAUGUACGGUGUAAAGGAAUUAAAAAAACAAAAACAAAAAAAAAACACUUUAAUUUAAUGCAAAAUGUAAUUUUAAAAAGUGAAGAAAAAAAAUGGAAAUAAAAUUAUUGUCAUGAA
This is a messenger RNA of Nerophis ophidion (straightnose pipefish), 6680 nucleotides long. RefSeq names its product sema domain, transmembrane domain (TM), and cytoplasmic domain, (semaphorin) 6A (gene sema6a). Gene Ontology annotation, biological process: negative chemotaxis; axon guidance; positive regulation of neuron migration. The transcript has 21 exons. The record is from RefSeq and is a predicted model, not a curated record. The coding region runs from base 543 to 3584 and encodes 1013 amino acids. Gene Ontology annotation, molecular function: chemorepellent activity; semaphorin receptor binding. NCBI's taxonomy places the organism in Eukaryota, Metazoa, Chordata, Actinopteri, Syngnathiformes, Syngnathidae.